This is a messenger RNA of Polyodon spathula (Mississippi paddlefish), 2714 nucleotides long. RefSeq names its product sodium/hydrogen exchanger 8-like. The record is from RefSeq and is a predicted model, not a curated record. NCBI's taxonomy places the organism in Eukaryota, Metazoa, Chordata, Actinopteri, Acipenseriformes, Polyodontidae. The coding region runs from base 1330 to 1866 and encodes 178 amino acids. The transcript has 11 exons.
CUACAUAUAUCUAUGUCUAAAAAAAACAAAAAAAACAAAACAAAUUGAAAUACAGAAUUAAAGUGUAAGUGAUGGCAAGGUUAUAGGCACCCUGUAUACGUUCUCUGUUAAAUCAAUGUCCCUCUCUCGGUUUUGUUCCUCAGUAAGUUCAAAGUGGUUGUAACUAACAAGAUAACUCGAUAAAUCUUUACUGUUGUGGCCAUUUGAAUUAUAGGUAUCCAGCAUUCAUAAAAAUAAUAGAGUUUCAAGAGCUGGCAAACUGGAAGGUAGGAUUGAAAGUUUUGAAACCUAAGCUUCUAAGUGCAGAUAGUUGGUCAACAAUAGAAUCUAACUUCUGAUUGUGGCUGCCUACUACUCAUCUGUCAAUCUCACACAUUUCCUAGCCUUGGUCAAAGGAAAUGCCUCAGAAACUAUUGCACACACAUCAUGUCAUUAUAGCAGAAACAGAAUGAAAAAAAACACUCAGUUAACAGUCUUGAGGGUGGGAGUUACUUUUAUUGUCCUCCUGAAAGGUUUUUUAAAAAGUCCUAUACUUUUGGAAAGAAGUACAGUGCUAAACAGUAAGCAAAACAACUCGGACAUACAUCUGUGUCAUUAAAUCAGCCUUCUGAGUUGCAUUGUACAGUUUUGUGACAAUUGUAUCAGUCAUGUUUUCCGUUCACCAAAGAUGGUGCAGAUUAUUUUGGUGUAACGACCCCUUGAUAAAAAAGUCUCAGUGUUUCUAAAAGAACAAUUGCAAUAUUAUACCAUGCAAAAGUAUAAUAGUCUGAAACAGACAGUGGUGGAAGAAUCACUAAAUAAAUAAAAGAAUCAGCAAUUAAGUUUAAAAAAUGAAGACAUUUUUAAUGCUGACAUCUGCAUUGCAAUAACCAGAGUGAUUGGUGGAAGGAUUAUUUUUCUUUCUUAACCUAAAACAGGUUUACUGAUAACUGUGUCACAGGAAGGCAGCUGCUUGUAGUGGUAGGAGCACUAAACAUAUGUGCAAACGAUGAGCGACAGGAAUCCACAUGGGCAGAGGAAGAGAUGUUUCGACCAAACAUGUUCUUUCUUCUGUUGCUGCCUCCAAUAAUAUUUGAAUCGGGGUAUUCACUUCACAAGUCUGUCUCUGGGCCUCUUUCCACUCGCCAGCCUGCCACAAUUCAUUUCAGCUUUCAUUGUGGGAGGAGGCAUUUACUUCCUGGGCAGGCAGAUGUUAUUUACAAGUUGACAAUGACAGAGAGCUUUGCGGUUGGAGUUCUGAUCUCUGCGGUGGACCCACCAUCGCUAUCUUUAAUGCCCUGAAUGUCAACCCAGUCUUCAACAUGCUGGUGUUCAGAGAGAGCAUCCUGAAUGACAUGGCUCACCAACACGGCAGAGGGUCUGACUCGCUUGGAGAAUUCGAACUUUAGUGGCUGGCAGACAUUCCUGCAGGCCCACGGCUACUUCCUCAAGAUGUUCUUCAGCUCGGCUGCUCUAGGCACCCUCACCGGCCUCAUUUCAGCUCUCAGACCUGCGUCUUCGCCUUUCUGGGUUUGUCCAUAUUCAGCUUCCCUCGCAAGUUCGAGAUCUCUUGUGAUCUGGUGCAUAGGAUCACAAGAUCACACCCAACAUGAUGUUCAUCAUGUGGUUCAGUGGAUUGUGUCGUGCAAUCCCCUAUGUCCUGAGCCACCAUUUGAGUCUGGAGCCACUAUUGUCAUCAUGCUAUUGACCAUCCUGCUGCUAGUGGGCAGCACCAUGUACCUCAUCCGCCUGAUUGACAUCGACGACUGCAAGAGCUCCCACAAAUACAAGAAGGACAUCAACCUGAGCAAGAUGGAGAAAGUGGGCAACACAAUCGAGUCGGAGCACUUGUCAGAACUGACGGAGGAGGAGUACGAUGCUCCAUGAUGCGCAGCACGAUCUGAAGGGCUUCAUGUGGCUCGACGGCAGGACCUACUCCACAUGCGUAUCCAGAUGAAGACUCUGACUAACAAGUGGUACGAGGAGGUGAUGCAAGGGCCCUCCGGCUCAGAGGACGAGGAUGAGGAGACUGAACUGCUGUGAGCUGGACACUAUGCUGCCUGGGACAUGCAGGCAGAAAACAACUGUGAAACACAUUGCUCAAAUACAGGCCGUGUCAAAGCAAUAGGGGUGAAGCAGUUCAAGUGGGCUGUAAAAGUUUCAACAAGAUUGUGUUCACUUUUGAUAGGCCUGGUAAAAUAAUUCCCUUUUUUCUCAGUUAGAUGAUACUUGAUCUCCUGCCAGUCCUUAAUUGACUGCUGGAGUGUGGGGGUGUAAUUGCAAGAAGGCAAGAUGGAUUAGUAGGAAUCUCUUAUCUUUUGGAGACUGUGCCAAUAAGAACAGCUGUUAAGACUUGCCAUUUUUAGUGUAUUAGUUCAAUCAUUUCAUGUCAGUGCUUUGGGAUAUUGGGCCAAAUACAAAUUGUGCUUGUUGUGUGGUUCUAGAGUAUUCCCUUUUCACAUGGAAUGCGGAUUGUUUCUCUAAGUGUGAAUUUCAGUUGAGACGGUAAACGAGAGUGUAUGUAAAAGCCAUGUGUGGCAUUGUUUUUUCCGAUGCCAGAGAGCUGGUUCAAGCCCAGUGGCUUUGAUUUCGUGACAUGUUCAUGUGUGUGGUCAGUCGAUUGCUUGAGUUGUACUGUCUGCUUAGUCAGGUUUGAGGGCAUUACCACUAAAUAGUCACAUGUACUGUACAGACUCGAGGAAAUACAUGGAAGGAUGAAAUAAAUAUAAUAUAUG